UUUAAGAUCCCAAAAAACAAUGAAAAUCUCCUAAUCAUGCACACUCAUAAACUGUUCUGCUGCCGAUCUAAUUCUUCAUUUCCUACGCAUUUGCCAUGUGAAUUCUGUCUCGAUCACUGAACUCCCCACUUCUCACUAUUAUUCUUUCUAUUUUUAUGGAGUCAAUGCCAUUAAAAUCCUUCCCUAGAAACUUCUUCAACUCCUCUCCCCCUGUGUUAACCCCUUAUUGAAAAAGGCAUUAAUUAUAAUGGGGUGCACUUCUUCUAUACUUCAACAAGCUGGGGGUAAAAGGAAGAAGAUGUUGAUUCCUGAGGUUGUUGUUUUUGUACCAACUAUGCAAAUUCCUGUGCAAUCUGACCUUCAGAAAGGGCUUAAAGGCUUGAUCCCUAAAGAUAUGAUUGAUCAUCUUAUCCAUUUUCGCAAUCGCGCUAUCUUACUCUCUGAAGAUACUGAUGUUUCGGCGAUUCCUGAAAUUAAGCAGGCUCUUGAGGAGUACUUGCCUGUACUGCUUGGCCUCACUAAGAAAGAUUAUGGUACACUCGAAGCAGUGACAUUCAAAUGGAGGACUUUGGAUGAAAGAAGACAAGAGAUAUGCGCAUCGAAUACAUGGUACGAAGUAUUAUCUGUGGUAUACAUGCUGGCUGUUUUGACGUUGAUUGAAGCAAACAUGUUGCUUGUUCCAAAGCAGUACACUGGUUCUUCUGAUAGGAUAGUUUCUACAGAUUGUCAGAGGGAUGCGGUUGAUAUGCUUUUAAAGGCAUCGGGAUACUUAGAGUUUUGUGUGAAGAGCAUUCUACCUCAAUUAGGCCCGGAACAUAAGAACAAGUUGCAUAAAGACAUGCGUGAAGGUGCAUUAGAGGCUCUUUCACUUCAAGCACUUGGCCAGGGAACAGAAUUGCAGUUGGGUUUGGCUAUUGAUAACCAAAAAGCUACAUUAUCAGUAAAGAGGAGGUUAGCAUGCGAGGAACUGAUUUUUUUCACUCAGGCUCAUUACUCACUAUCAGUAGAAAAAACCGAUGAGAGUGAUGCAGGAAAGCAGUCAUUGGGCAUCCGAUAUAAAUUCCUAGAAGCCAAGGCUGCAGCUUACUUCUACCAUGGUCUGAUAGUUGACAAAAGCAACGAGCCAUCGUGCCAUACGAAUGCACUAGGCUGUUUUGUUGCUGCCGAGGAACUUCUUUCAGAGAGCAGAAAGGCCUGUUUAAGCUUUUGCUUGGCUUAUCCUGUUACCAGAGCUCCUCCACUAUGGGGUGCAAUGAAGCAUUUCCACCACAAGAUUCCAGACACUGCUUCCAAGAAGUCUCAGUUGUAUGGUUACUUGUUAGAUCAAGAAAAGGGCCUACAACCACCACCUGAAUUGCCAGAAUUCCAAUUAUCAUUGAGACCAGAUGAUUAUGAGUUGCCAAAAGUUGACUCUGCAUGGAGUAGAGAAAAAUGGGAGGUCAUAGGGCAGCCCCUUAAAGACCACCUAGAAGACCCAGAAGAUGUGACCGAGGAUGAAAGUUAAUACGGAUAAGGAACAUGUUCGAAACAUUAUACAUUAUCAGUUUUGCCUGUUCAUGAUAGGUGGUCCUAGAAACAUCUUCGAAGACGUCUAUCAUCUCAUAUCACCAGUUAUAAUAUUUCAUAUAGUGCUCAUGGAAUGAAGUUACAAGUUAUUCUAUGCUUUUGUACUGGACUUUUUUUUCUUAUGUAGAUAAAAGCAUACUUGAAUGUUCGUAUAUUAUGUUCAAAGGUAUAUAUGCAGUUCAAUCUA
This is a messenger RNA of Spinacia oleracea (spinach), 1753 nucleotides long. RefSeq lists its product as uncharacterized. The coding region runs from base 248 to 1504 and encodes 418 amino acids. NCBI's taxonomy places the organism in Eukaryota, Viridiplantae, Streptophyta, Magnoliopsida, Caryophyllales, Amaranthaceae. The transcript has 12 exons. The record is from RefSeq and is a predicted model, not a curated record.